Molecule: messenger RNA, 6885 nt
Organism: Blastomyces dermatitidis ER-3
Lineage: Eukaryota; Fungi; Ascomycota; Eurotiomycetes; Onygenales; Ajellomycetaceae
Exons: 4
Coding region: 1197-6086 (1629 amino acids)
Source: RefSeq, a predicted model, not a curated record
UUAAUAUUGGUUUCCUGGACGGACAGCGCAUCAACCCGACUAAGAGCGUUAAGCUGCCAUACAUACACAUACACACAUCAUCCAUAGUUACUUACAUACGGAGUACUCCGUACAUGCUCUAGUUACAAAUUCUCCAGCGUGUGUAAUUGCCAGGUUUAAGGGUGAGAGAUCUGUCUUUCUGAUUUUCUUCUAAGGCAAUAGGAUAAGGAAUUAUGAGCUGUUAAAAUAAUUGACUAAAUGAAAUAAACAAGGUGGUGGGGGAAUAACUAGUUAAAGGAACAUUAUGUAACUAUUAUUUAUCUGGAUGCAUCGAGUAUUGCUGUCUGUAUUUCUUUCUACACGUAACUAUCGCAAUGCAACCCAGCGCCAAGUCAUUCCUCUCGAACAACUCAUCACUCUCUCUCUCUCUCUCUCUCUCUCUCUCUCUCUCUCCACCGCAUCCCAUCCCAUCCCAUCAACCACUCGAUCUCUCCUCCACGUCUUCCUUCUCUCCUCUCCUCUCCUCUCCUCUCCUCUCCCCUCCCCUCCCUUCCUGGUUUAUAUCCGUCUCUCUUCCUCGUCCUCUGCGCAGCCGAGUUUGAUUCUCAUUCCCUUGGGCGCCUUGUGCGCCGCUUUGCCUACCCGUGUGUUGUUGAUGCUGUUGUUGUUGUUGCACCACUGCUGCUUGCUGCUGCUGCUGCUGCUGCUGCUGCUCUAGUUAUCGCCUCACCCUCACUCACCCAGCAGCACCUUACCCCACGUUUUGGGCUCAUAUAAUCCACCACCCAGCAUAAUAACCAUUCUCCCCGUCUUCUUCUCAUCCGUCUCCCGCCUCAUACUCAUCCCAUCCACAUAUACCACUUACACUACUUACUACUAUUGUUGAUAAUAACCUAAGGUUCAAUUCUGUCGCCCUAUUCCCCCAAAGUAUAUCCUAUCCAUCCCCCUCCAGAUCUCUCUCUCUGAUCUACUCCGGCCUCACCAAUAUAUAUAUAUAUAUAUAUAUAUCAGCUACGCCCCUUUCAUCGCUUAGAAAGGAAAGAACACACCGUCGCGAUUAUUUAUUAUUGUUAUAUUUCCCAUGACCCACAGAAGAAGAACCAUGCGAUAGAUCUACAUCCCUCCUUUACACGUCACACGUCCGUUUUAACUGGCAUUUUAGAUUCUCGAGGUCGUCCCCGUCUCGAGAUCGAUGCCACCAGAUUGCCCAUGGAAAGAUGAUCAUUAUCCAACAUGCCUGUCUUCCAUCGGUUCUGGCCUACGCGGCAGCCACAACUUUACCCCCUUCCCCGGUCGAGUCUUCGUCAAGAUGCAACUCUCCGCCUAUACACAAAGCGGAGCCCGAUCAGCCUAAAUCCCCUGCCAUAUCUCCAGUAGUGUCUAUAAGAUCUAAUUCCACGGUUCCCCUGCCGUCCAAGAACCUUGGGUCCCCGCCUAAGCUUGAUGCCCAACCGCCAAGUCCCAAAGCUUAUCCCUCGCCAGCUCUUCAGGAUAAGAAGGUUCAAGCGGAUAUCACCCCAAACGCAAACGCUCCGGAAAAUCCGCCCGCUGCAAAGAAACCAGUGACGCCUGAACCAGUUGGAGUAUCUUUUUCCCAAUUUGCUGCCCAGUUCCAUCUAAAACAGCAUCAGGAAGCCCAGAAGCGCAGCCUCUUGCAACGGCUACGUAGCUUUCGCAUCUCCAUUAGUCUUUCUUCUCGGUUGCUCAGGCUUGGAGCAAUCUCUCAAAAAGGUUUGGUUGAAAGUUUCAGGCUGGGUGACAAGGCUAGUUUUAUUUCGAUUUAUAAUACCAUUCAUGAUAUCCGUGAGGCGUGUGAGCCCUCCUCCUCUACCCGUGGCAUCAAUAACAGCAAUUCGUCCUCAGUCCUGGGACACGAUUCCCUUCUUGGAUUCUGUGGCACUUCCACUUCUGAUUCGGAAAUCCGCCGCCCUUAUAGUUUUGUUCACCAAUUGACACCAACCUCCAAAGAGAGUCUUCUGGAAAUUUUGAGUCUGGUCCGCACGGAUCCUCAAUUCCUCUUUGAGCGUAUUGGUAGCCUGCUUCCAUCUCAGCUAUCUGCCCUCGUCUCCUCUGUCCACACUCUUGAUGUCAGUGAUUCCAUCUUUCCACUUGCAUCUCGCGGAAGAACAACACAGCCGCUGUUCUCCAAGCGCACUGCAGCACAUUCCACUGCGUUCAAAGAGCAUGUUUUGGGUUUCGAGAGGACCGAUCCUCUCUCUUCUUUGAUUUUUAAUGUUUUUGCUUCUUCUGGGAGCACCGACUCCCGCGAGGCCCGGUUACGUUUGGAUGUGUGGUCUUCCACCUGUGCAAAAUUGAUAUCCUAUGGCGGAAGCAGCCAUUAUUCCUUUGUUGGCCAUCUCCUGUCCGCCUGGUCCACUUCCACAGAAUGGAAGGCUAAACCCAAAUUUGAGAUUUACUUGAUGGAUGUUCUCCAGAAAGGUGCUUUCCUCCUGCAACAUCCAGAAACUCCCCGUCGACUUGGCCACGAUGGCGAACUCCCUGACCCACUGCGAACUGGUGUUGCCGAGGAGUUUUUCCAAUCUGCUGUUCGGGACCUAUUCCAAGUCCUAGAUGACUCCAACGGAGGCUUUCCACUUGGCGCUUUGGAGUUUGGGAAUGCUGUCCUAACCAAGCUUGGAAUGACUGAAAGCCGCAAACGAGCCUUGGAGUAUAUAUUUUUCCAGUGGUUCUUCUGUAAAUUUAUGCAUAACGUGCUUUUAUUCCCGGAGUCUAUUGGUUUGUUACUCGAUUUCCAUAUUUCUAAGGACGCACGAGAGAGGCUGCUUGGUCAAAUUUCACUCCGAGCGCAGUCUCAAGUAUCUAGGGGGUUACACCACCUGCCACAAUUUUCAUAUUCUGAUACAGCAAUCAGAAUCCAUAUUGACAAUAUGCUGUCCCACCUUUGUAAUCCGAUUUCAACCCCCCAGGCUACCCCCCAAUCCCCUGCUACGGCCCCAGCGGCGGAACAAGACUUGCGUGAACAGUUCCUUCUAUUGUCCCCAACGGAUAUUAUGACCAUCUUGGAUGUUCUUUUCCCCAGGGGCCCACCUCCCUUCUUCAACUCUUCAGACCCAUUCAAUGACCACAAUCACUCAGUUUUGACUUCUCCUAAUAAUUCUUUCUUUCCUCGAAAUGACCCGCCUACCCAAGGGUUUGAGCCAAAUCUCUUCCAAGGCAGAAUUGAUACCUUUUCUUCUCGUUCAUCUACCGCAAAAACCGUGUUCACCACUGAGAUGAGUUUCCAAGAUGCAACCAGGUCCUAUGCUGUACCUGGAAGUAAGCCAAUCAGCCCAGUAUCUCCACAGAAUUCCCUCGCCCGAAAUGCAGAUCGCAUUCGAUAUGAGCUAUCUGAGAUCAAUGAGUCGGAGGAUCGGCCUACAAUGGGACACCCAUCGAGUGAGGAUUGGGCUUUGAUCUCGGUCUCCAACGACGGCAGGACCGUUACAUUGAUGCCAUUUUUAGAUCAGGAGCUGGAAUCCGGAGAGUCAUUCUCUAGUGAUGACACAGAUAGUCGUCCCAGAUCAUCCCCGGCGGACGACGAUCAGGAGAUGUUACAACAUGCCAUUGUCAAGCUGAUCGACGAAUUCGAUCAUUUACACGACUUUUCUCCACAUGAUCUCAUGUCUGCUCCUGCUGGCCGAACAAGUGAACCCUCCCUAAAGCAGAAAUUUGCUCAUGCCAUGAACUAUUGUCAAUCCCAUGCUGACUUCGUUGGUGCCCACUAUUGGUGGAAUGCAUCGCGACUCCUCCAAAGGGCGUAUCCAAACUUUUGGGUUACUGGCGAUCACUCAGACCUAUUGACCCCUAUGUUUUCAUCGUCCAGGAAAUCAAUCGAGACAUCUACUUCCAUCAUUGAGCAGUGUGAGAGCAGGAUAGUGGAUCUUAAGCGGGCAAUGGCACGACUUCGAUCUUUGACGAAAGAAAUGAUGAGGAGUUUAGCGAAGCUGAGGAAUAAGAUGUGGUAUAUGACGGAUGUCAAGAACUCGCUGAAAUAUGAGGAAGCGAGAAGUGUCGCUCUCGCAUUGCAAACUAUGGCUGGUCCCGCAUCGAUAUCGCCGAUUUCUGAAUCCAAACCGCGCUACGGCUCACGAACGCUUGGUGCGUCAUUCCUUCAAAAGCCGGAGAUCCAAACCAUGAAUGCGAUGAAAGCACCUGUAAGCCAAGGUGGUCGAUCUAAAUUAUCCGAUGAACAGGUGGACAUGACUAGGAAGUGGCUGCAACGCUCUGGCAUUGAUAACUUCUGCAAAGGGGAGGAGCGAAUUCAUCGGUUUUGCUUGGAAAUAAAGACGACGGUUGGGAAGCUGGUUGGGGAGACAAUGUACGAAACUCCGGUUCUGUGGUCUAGUGAACUCUAUCAAAAGGAGCGCUCCAUUUACGAUGCCUCUGGCGGGCGAACUGUUACUGGGCUUGGUGCAUCAUCGAGUCUUCGACCGUCAAGCAUUGCAAGUGAGGAGUCGCUCUACCAGGCGCCAUCGAGUCUGGGUCUGAGACCCCGCACGUUUGACCAUCAUUUCCGCUCUUUAAACGAAGCGCCAUCAAUAGUGCGCAAAUCAUCUUUCCAAAGCCUUGCAUCAGAGAAAUGGAGAUCAGGCAGGGAUGCCACUUGUGGCGAUACGUCCUCUAUCGGUGACUCACCUGGUAGAGCUAUAUCUACAUCCGCAAGUGACUCCACGUUCUGGUCUCCAAUGCACACACAAGCGCAGUCCACAACGAGCGCUUCGAGCCUCCACUCUCGGCCGCCCUCGAUGUUUAGCGACGUCUUGACCUCGAGGAGGCCUGAGCAGAAUUCUCAUGGCAAAGUUGUGUUUUUAGACGAACUCAGGCAGACCCUAACGAGUCUGUUGUUGAGCGAUCUUGGCUCUCCUGUUUGGAGCUGUGGCAGCGAAACUGAUGCUUGGUUUUCGAUGUAUCUGAACCAGCCACGAAUCCAAAGGCAGAUGGAGAGACGUGCAAGGCUGGAGAGAUUCUUAGCGGAAUGUGCUUCUACUGAUGAUGAGAAUGGGAUUCCCAUGUCUCAAAAACUUAGGAGAAGUAGGUCUGCGGACGCUAUUUUGCUUAGCGUUCACAAGCCAACAGAACAGGAUUUACGUACACCCACCCCGACUCAAUCGUCCCCUCUUCAGGACACACCCGAUUCGUUCGAUUUCGCAUAUGAUACUGCGUUUCGUCAGUUAAUGGAGAGGUUUUCUCGGCAAUCCAACCCCUAUACCAAGCUUAAAGCACUGCAGGACCUGAGGUCACUGGUGAUCUCAUCACUGAGCACUGGGAAUGAUUGUCGGGCAAAUGAGGGAGUUGAUACGUUUGCUGAACCAUCAUUUGCUGGAGCGGAAAACGGACGACUCCAUCGCAAUAGUUUGUCUGAAGGAUCGAAACUACCACAAUCAGUACACUCCCAGAAUCCCAACCAAAACCGCACCCCAUACUCACCCAUGUGGGGGUCAGUAGCCUCAUCAUCCACUUUCCCAACAUACCCACCCUCCGAGGCAGAGAUAAUCCUCUCAAUGCGCGACCUCAUCCAAACCAUCCAACCAAAAACCCUAUUCCGCGACCUCCAAUUCAUCUCCGCUUUUGUCCCCUCCGAAAUCCUAAACAAAACCCAUAGCGGAACUGCAUUCCUCCAAUUUGGCCUUGCCGCAUUCGCCUUGAAAGACGACGUAUGCACCAGCAUGGUCGAGAUCGCAGAUACCAUCGUCUCGCACGAACUCAGCAAGCGGCAACAGCGCCACCACCACCACCACCACAACGAUCCCCAAUUCAACAACCACAGCAAUCAGCACGCGGCCGCGGCCUUUAACCAGUCCCACGGCCUCGAAGACGCCAAAUGGAUGUGGAUCCACACGGCGCGGGAAGGAAACCCCGUCGCCCAGCGCGAACUUGCUAUCCUAUACCUGACCCACCCAGAGAUUCUGCCGCGGGUGACGCUGCCGCUGACUAUGCCGCGCGACACCUUCAAGGCAGAGAUGAUGUAUCGGCGAGACGGGGAUUCGAAGUCGGAUCCGCAGAGUAUGUGUUUGGCGCUGCAUUGGAUGCAGUUGUCGGCGGUUGGCGGGGAUGAGUUGGCGAAGAACCGGUUGAAGGAGAGGGAGGAGUUCGAUUUGAUUGCGUGAGGGUUUUGAAGGGGGGUCUGGUUGUCGGGUUAUGUUUUUCAUGGUUUCCGUAUUUGUGUGAUGUGUUUUUGCGUUGGGAAGUUUGGGACUUUUUUUAUCUUGUUCUAUACCAGUUUUCCAAUUUCUUGAUUUUGCUCAUUUUUUUCUUGCAUUCAACGUUUAUUCCCCAACACAACAUCUCCUUCAUUCAUUUUAUAUUCUUGCAUGUAUCUUUGUUUAACCCUGUUUGGGAUGGAGAUGACGGUAUCAUGUCUUUUUUGUUUGUUUUAUUUUAUUUUAUAUUUUUUUCAUCCUGCUCAUUUCAAAACCAUACCACCAUUCUGUUCAUUCCCCUUCAUUCUUUGUUUGUUUUUACUACAUGGGUGGAUAUUUGCUUUUGCUUUACUAUCUGUUUAUUAAAACAACUUCAUACAACUCUGCAGUGCAUUUUCUUCUUCAUCUUUUACUAUUUACGCUGCGUACAUAUCCCCACCAUCAUUUGUGCUUUGUUUAUUUUCCCUUUCUUGCUCUCUUUUUUGCCUCUUAGCCAUCUGUUUCUAUUUUUCUUUUCUUUCAAUUUUUAUUUUGUUUUAGCAGAAAGAACAUUCACUUUUCUGGCAUGUUGAAGGCUUAAAGUACAUACAAUUAUAUCUAGUGGGAGGCUAUCUGCUGUCAUUUACAGAGUACAUUGAACACUCUUCUGUGCUUUUUUCUCUUUUUGGCUUUUUUUUUCCCUUUCAUUUUGUCAAGUAGUUACACAUAGCUUGCUUGUGUUGUGUGUACUCUGUUGCUAGUUACACCUCAUAUAUUAUUGUGUGCA